Lytechinus pictus (painted urchin) is the source of this 1512-nucleotide messenger RNA. Its product is annotated as folylpolyglutamate synthase, mitochondrial-like. The record is from RefSeq and is a predicted model, not a curated record. The transcript has 5 exons. Gene Ontology annotation, cellular component: cytoplasm; cytosol; mitochondrion. The coding region runs from base 1 to 819 and encodes 272 amino acids. Gene Ontology annotation, molecular function: tetrahydrofolylpolyglutamate synthase activity; ATP binding. NCBI's taxonomy places the organism in Eukaryota, Metazoa, Echinodermata, Echinoidea, Temnopleuroida, Toxopneustidae. Gene Ontology annotation, biological process: tetrahydrofolylpolyglutamate biosynthetic process.
AUGACUCCAGCAAUCGUAGCGGCACACUGGCCUUCACUCCCUUCUGGCCCCGGGGUAGCGGCGCAACAACAGGCUGCUACUAAGCAGUCAAAGAUAUCCAUUGAGGAUAUCGGAGGUGCAAUACUAGACAUACCUUUCGCAAGGCCUUUCAGCUUACCUGACCAGUUCAAGAAAGCUCUCAAUCAAUGCUCCUUAAGCGGUAGAUGCCAUAUCAUCCGAGGUAAUCGGAUCACGCUCUACUGUGAUGUUGCUCACACGGUCAGAAGCAUGGCUUCCUGUGCGAAGUGGUUCUUGUCUAAAGCUGGCACUGAGAGGGAAGGAAUCGAUGGCCGUGUAACCCGUGUCCUUAUGUUUUCCAUGAGGCCCAAACAACAUUCACCUGAGAUUCUUACUCAGCUGUUGGGAAUUGAUUUUGACGCAGCUCUGUUUUCUCCAAGUUGGACAAAAUAUGGAGAACUGGACGAAGCACAUUCCACGCGCUUUUACAACCCGGCAUACCAACGCACGCCGAAAGAGGAGCUUCUCUCCUCUCACCAAACUCGAACGAUGUUUGAGAAUGUUCGUGCAUCGAGAGCUCCGACCAAUAAGGAGACGCCUAUCGUCAAGGAAUUCCCGUCGACGUCAACGGCUCUUCAGUGGCUUGUGGGCGGCAUAGACGAUACUCCUCCGCGUCUGGAAUCGUUGGCGCCGAAGUCAGACGAUCAUUUCAAUGGCGGGAACCACAUCCAGGUGCUCGUGACUGGAUGUAUUCCUAUAGUUGGUAGCAUCAUCAAAAUAUUCCAACCUGAGGCUGUCCUUGACUCUAAGAACAGAGUGUGACUGUGUUGGAUUUUUUUUUCUUACCUCAAUCAGAGGUACUUUUUUCUUCAUAUUCCUUUUUCAUUUUAACAAUUUCUUUCGAGACACAGUGCCUGUACAAAACAAGUUACAUAUAAACAUGCAGUAAACAUCAACUAUUUAAUCUAAAAUGUAAUAAAGAUGAAAUUUCUAUAUCGGGUAAAAGUUUUUGGAUUUUAAAGUGCCAGCAACUUGACGAGAUACGAUAUAUUGCCAGGUCGACUUAUAACGCUAUAUAAUAUGUCGACAUGGCGAGAUACGUCGGUAUAUAAUAACGGUAACGUGAAUCGCCUUGACGACAUCUUUUUUUAUGUCGACUUGGUAUGUCGACAUGUCACUUUUUUAUAAUGAGACUUGGCAAGAUAAUAUACUUUAUCAUCUUUACAUCUUGCUCCAUUAUCUAUUUAUUACUACCAAUUUUCCGUUUGGUUAUAUUUGCCGUUUUGAUACAGAAACUGAAUAUGCGAUUAUUUUUUGUACAAUAUUUGAUCCAUUAUGUUGAACUGCAUCUUAUUGGAGUUGAAUCAUAACUUUAUUUAUCUUGGGAAUCUGCAGGUAUUAGUGUUCCGUAUUUCGCGUUUCUCACUCUUACAUUAUUGUACUUUACAUUAUCUUGUAUUGAUCAUUUGCAUUAUUAUUUACAUUGAAUAAUGUAACUGAAUAUUUCAUUGAUAA